AUGGAACCUCAACACAAUGUCGUGGAGAGCAACUACAAGGCAGAUGUCGCAUGCUGUAAUGAUGUUGGAGGGCUCUUUGUGAGUCAGCGCCUGCUUUACAUUGGCCUCGCAUUCUUUUUGUUUGUUGUUUUUUUUGUAAUUGCAUGGUCAGUACUGAAGAAGUAUUAUCCUCGGUUUAUGUGCAUGUCAGUACAAAUUCAGUGCGACGUGUCUUCUCGCAUAAUAUCCGCCCUCCAUACGAUCAUUGUAGUCCCAAGCUUAAUUGGCGGAGUUGUCUCAAUGAAGUGGGGAGACCACUUUGAGCCGCUCAGCGAUGUAUCAUUUCUACAGGGAUUAUUCUGCAUCAGUCUGGGGUACUUUUUGUACGAUACCAUAAUAUUAUUGCUGUAUCGGCAACCGAACUGGAUUGGUUUUAUUGUUCAUCAUGCGGUAUCAAGUAUCCCGUAUGUUAUUUACCUGUUUGCAGGCUCUUGCCCAUAUGGGUUGUUUAUUCUUGCCUGUUUUAUGUUGGUGGAGGCGACAAACAUAUCACUUCACAUACGAAGCACUUUGGAGGAAAAUGGCCGGUGCAGCACUAAGCUCUACACUGUUGCACUCUACAGUACCUGCAUUUUAUGGAUUGUGUUUCGUCUCAUCAACCCAACAGCCCUUUUAAUUAUCACACAUAAGUACAUCCUUCCAAGCCUUCCGCCUAGGCAUGCAUCGUGUUUGAUUCCUAGUUUGAUUUGUGCCUAUGUCAUUAAUUUCUUUUGCUACGCUGUCUUUAUUAUGUUGUGCAAAGAGGUGCUGACCCACCACGGAAAAUUGCCUCAUAUGGGAGGUGUAGUUUCCAUAGAUUCAAUACAAGUGGGGGAACAGUGUCUGUCAUGUACAACAGCGUAUGAUCAUGACGCAAUGGAAUUAAGGCAAUUACAUCACUGUAUAUAUGGGGACUAUGAAGUUCUUCUGGAGCAUCUGCCAACGUCUGAGUUGAAAGUAGAUGGUAAAGCCGCUGAGCCCAUGAAGAUCAAUGCCAAUGAGGCGCCUCCCACAUCAUCCCUCCGUAAUGGGGGAAAAAAGGAUAGCAAAUGA
Trypanosoma rangeli is the source of this 1071-nucleotide messenger RNA. RefSeq lists its product as uncharacterized. The record is from RefSeq and is a predicted model, not a curated record. NCBI's taxonomy places the organism in Eukaryota, Euglenozoa, Kinetoplastea, Trypanosomatida, Trypanosomatidae. Gene Ontology annotation, cellular component: membrane; endoplasmic reticulum. The transcript has a single exon. Gene Ontology annotation, biological process: lipid homeostasis. The coding region runs from base 1 to 1071 and encodes 356 amino acids.